GCGGAGCGAACGGAAACGGCGGCGGGACCGGCCCGGCCGCAGGCGCCGGUAGCGACCGAGUCCGGGCCUCUCCCGGGCCCCAGGCGCCAUGGAGAGCCGUACCACCAUGGACUUCCAGGCGGCCGCGCUCCCCGACCCCGGUGGCGGCAGCGAUGAGACCGCGGAGCCGCGGGCCAUGGACACGGAGGACGGGCCGGAUGCCCUUGGGCGCUGUGCAGGGGGCGGGCGGUCGGAGGAGCCCUCCCGUUCCGCCCCGCAGCCCGGCAGUGGCUCCAGGCUGGAGGGGUCGGGAGCCGCCGCAGCCCCGGAGCUCGCGGGAGGCGCGGGCGGACGGACCGAGCUGUGCCGGGGCUCGGGAAGAGCGAUGGAAGCGGAGACGGCGCCCGAGGUGCCGCAGGGCUCUGCCCGCUGGGAGCUCGGCGCCGGGAGCGCCCCUCGGGGCACGGGCCGCCCCCGGACCCCCAGCAGCACCGACCCCGCGGGCAUGGAGCUGGAUGAGACCCCCGAGCCCCACGCCUGCCCGGGCAGCGCCGAGUGGACCGAGGAUGUGGAGGACGAACCCUCGGAGAUCCAAGGGCUGCUGGCUCAGCUCGAGACCCUCGACCCCAACCUCCGCGACCGCUCCUCCGCCCCAGAGCAGGGUUCGCCGUCCUCCUCGGGCGCUGGUGCCCGGCGGGGCCGCGGGCAGUGCCCGGGCAAGUGCCGGCCGUGCCCGCUGCAUGUGGCCACGGGUCGGGGCCUGGCGAUGCGUCCCUGCUGCCCCCAGCACUCUGCCUGCGACCGGCCCUGCCACGGGCUGCUCUUUGCCGAGGCUGACCGGGAGGACUUGCUGAGCCUCCUGGGCUAUGAGGGGGGGUUACCUGAGGCUGGUGCCGAGACCUCCUUGGCCUGCUCCGAUGUCCUGGCUGGGACCAACUUGAAGAUGCUGCAGGCUCAGGAGGAGCCAGCCACUGUGGAGAAGCCUGAAGGGUUGGGGAGGCCAGAGAGCUUUGAGGAAAAGCCUGACAGUUGGUGUUAUGGAGGGGGGCUUUGCGAGGACGAUUCUGCCUGCGAGGGUCCUCGGGAAGGUUCCCCAGAGCCGGCAUGGGCAGCCCUGCCUUCUGCUCUGACCCCUGGGACAGAGCAACCACCUCAGGGCCCUGUAACUGUGAGUGCACUGUGCCUUGGGCUGCAAUGGGGCAGCAGCAGCCAGGACAUGCCCCUUGGCUCUGAUCCCUCCUGGGGUCUGGGAUGGGGGCAAAGGAGAACCAGGGAUGACUUUCCUCAGGUCUUACAGGGCCUUGUGCUACAAGAUUGCCCAGACAGGACCCUCAGUACCAACUUUGGCCCUAAAUGCAUGUUUGGAUGGCUGGCUGAUUCAUGUGUGCCCUGGUGCAGAGGCUGUGGGUCCAAACAGCCCCUCUGUUCCUGGGAUCCUGUGCCAUCCUCCCAUCCAGCCCCAGGACCUGGCACUAGCACCCUCACAGGCCUAAGAUCUUGUUCCUCUAUGUCCAGCCCUGGGACCCUGUGCCGUUUCCCCCAUCCCCAGGGACAUUCUGCCCUUGCUGUCCCAGUGCUCCAGGGCCAGGCAGGCUGCAUCCCUGAGGUACCAGCCACAGCCUCACUUGCUCUCUCAUUGCUUUGCAGAACAGGGAAUCCCCAUCAUCCUGCACAGCCUUCAAAGAGGGCACCCGAGGGGGAGUCCCAGCCCAUGACGGAGGUGGAUCUGUUUGUUUCCACACAGAGGAUCAAGGUGCUCACCGCUGACACUCAGGAGGCCAUGAUGGAUCACUCCCUUCAGACCAUCUCCUACAUUGCUGACAUCGGCUCCCUCGUGGUGCUCAUGGCACGCCGGAAGCUGCCGCGGCGCUCGGAGGUGGCGGAGGAGAAGCGGCUCUACAAGAUGAUCUGCCACGUCUUCCACUCGGCUGAUGCCCAGGUCAUCGCCCGGGCCAUUGGGCAGGCAUUUGGUGUGGCCUACCAGCGCUUCCUGGAGGCCAACAGCAUCGACCCGAGCGAGCUGAGCCCACGCCAGUACAGCCGUGCCUUGGAGGACCAGGAGCAGUACAACGCAGAGCUGACCCACUUCUCCCGGCAGGAGAACUGCAAGGACGUGUGCAUUCAGAAGCAGAAGGGGGAGAUCUUGGGUAUUGCCAUUGUGGAGUCGGGCUGGGGCUCCAUCCUGCCCACCGUGGUCAUCGCCAACCUGAUGCACGGGGGCCCUGCGGAGCGGUCGGGCGAGCUGAGCAUUGGGGACCGCCUCAUGUCAGUCAACGGGACCAGCCUGGUGGGGCUGCCCCUGGCCACCUGCCAGAGCAUCAUCCGGGUGAGCCAGAGCAGGGAACUGAAGCACCAGACCGAGGUGACACUGAACAUUGUGCACUGUCCCCCUGUCACCACAGCUGUCAUCCGACGCCCCGACUCCAAGUACCAGCUGGGCUUCUGUGUUGAGAACGGUGUGAUCUGCAGCCUGAUGCGUGGGGGCAUCGCGGAGCGGGGUGGCAUCCGCGUGGGGCACCGCAUCAUUGAGAUCAACGGGCAGAGCGUGGUGGCCAUGUCUCACGAGAAGAUCAUCCAGAUCCUCACCGAGGCGGUCAGUGAGGUACACAUCAAGACCAUGCCUGCCUCCACCUACCGUCUGCUGACGGGGCAAGAGCAGCCCGUCUUCCUCUGAGCCGCGAUGCCUGGGGCAGGCAGGAGCAAGCCCAGGACUGCAGAGGGGCAGGACUGGCUCUGCCUUCUGCCCCAGCCCUGCAUCAGAGCCCUCAGCAGGGUCUAAAUCUGCACCUCCUUUGUUUUUACUCAGGACACAGUGGGACAAUACCCAGCCUGAGCAGCGUCAGGGCCUGUGGUGCCAUGCUUUGGGCACCUCUAUUCCUCCAGUCACCUCUGCCCACCUCACAGUGCCUGCACAGUGCCUGUUCUGCUGCUGCACAGGGUCCCUUGCCAUUGUGCUAGUGGGAGCAGAGGGGGCCCUAUGUGAAAGUGCCUCCCAGCCAGUCCCUGACUGUUGUACUUUUACACUCACCAACGGUGCCUUUCCCGAGAUGGGGAUGGUGCACGCAGCUCAACUCCAGAGCUCAGCCAGUACAGCCCCAGAGCAGCACUAACCCUGCAAAACCGUGUGUGGGUGCACACUGGCACCCCUGAGGGAUACCCAGCAGCUCUCAGACUCAGCCUUAAGGGCAGAAGCACUCUUGGCACCUUGUCUUCUCCCGUGGCUUGGCCAGAGGCCUGUUGGGGUGCAAACUGUCCACUAGACACAUUCCACCAAGCUGGGAACCUGCCUGAGCUUUUCCCUGCUGCUGCCUUGCAUUGCUCUGCAUGCACAGCCCAGCCCAGAGCCACAACCCUUUGAGCAGCAAAAGGGAAGAAAUAUGGCAUUGCCCAGCCCCACAUCCUGGGAGCUUGGGGCUGUGAGCCUUUUUGUGAGCAGCUCUCUGGGCUCCCAGAGCUGCAGCAGUGCUGACCUGGCUGUGCCUGUGUGCUUGGUUGCUCUAAAAAUAAAAAUUUUUGGAAAUA
This is a messenger RNA of Parus major (Great Tit), 3501 nucleotides long. RefSeq names its product amyloid beta precursor protein binding family A member 3 (gene APBA3). Gene Ontology annotation, biological process: chemical synaptic transmission. Gene Ontology annotation, cellular component: cytoplasm; dendritic spine; plasma membrane. Gene Ontology annotation, molecular function: protein binding; amyloid-beta binding. Lineage: Eukaryota; Metazoa; Chordata; Aves; Passeriformes; Paridae. The record is from RefSeq and is a predicted model, not a curated record. The coding region runs from base 89 to 2653 and encodes 854 amino acids. The transcript has 8 exons.